Messenger RNA from Myiozetetes cayanensis, 1437 nucleotides. RefSeq names its product keratin, type II cytoskeletal 75-like. The coding region runs from base 1 to 1437 and encodes 478 amino acids. The transcript is spliced from 7 exons. NCBI's taxonomy places the organism in Eukaryota, Metazoa, Chordata, Aves, Passeriformes, Tyrannidae. The record is from RefSeq and is a predicted model, not a curated record. Gene Ontology annotation, biological process: keratinization; intermediate filament organization. Gene Ontology annotation, cellular component: keratin filament. Gene Ontology annotation, molecular function: structural constituent of skin epidermis.
AUGAGAAGAUAUUUGUGCCGAUACGACGGGAAUUUCAGCUCCUCCUCCGCCCACUGCGGGACUUUGGGGGGCGCCGGGGACGGGAGAUACUCCGGGAUCGGGCAGGGAUACACCGGGAUCGGGCAGGGAUACUCCGGGAUCGGGCAGGGAUACACCGGGAUCGGGCAGGGAUUCGGCAGCAGGAGCCUCCACCACGGCCUGGGGGGCUUCGGGAAUGCCCACCCCUCUCCCGGAGGAUGGGGGAGGUUCGGCGGAUGGAGAGAACCCCAGAGGGGGUUUUAUGGAAGGGGGAAUUUCCCGAGGUUGGGAAGCGCCUCUGGGAUGAGUCCAGGCAGGGGGGCAGCGGGACAGGGGGUGGGACACGCCGGGACGCCCCGGGGUGGUGGCAUCGAGGGGGUCCGCGUCAACACCGCCCUGCUGAGGCCCCUGGAGCUGGAGGUGGAUCCCGAAUUCCAGAGGGCGCGCUCGGAGGAGAAGGAGCAGAUCAAGGCCCUCAACGACAAGUUCGCCUCCUUCAUCGACAAGGUGCAGAGCCUGGAGAGGCAGAACCAGGCCCUGCUGGCCAAGUGGGAGCUGCUGCAGGGGCAGAGCUCGGGCCCCGAGGAGAGCAGGAGCAUCUGCUCCUUCUUCCAGUCCUACAUCUCCAACCUCCAGAGGCAGCUCCAGACGCUCCAGAGCCAGAGGGAGCAGCUGGAUCCCGAGGCUUACAGCAUGCUGCAGCUGGUGGGGGAGUACAAGGACAGGUUCGAGGACGAGAUCAACAAACGCACGGCCCGGGAGGAGGAAUUUGUGGAGCUUAAAAAGGAACUGGACAGCGCCUACAUGGGGAAAAUGGAGCUGGAUGUGAGGGUGGAAAUCCUGAAGCAGGAGCUGGAAUUCCUCCGGUGUUUACACGAAGCUGAGCUGUCCCAGCUGCAGGGCCUGGCUGGGGACACCGAGGUGACCCUGUCCGUGGAUCCCAGCCCGGAGGUGGACCUGGAGGGGCUCCUGCAGGAGAUGCGCCGGGAACACGAGGCCAUCGCCCGGCGCAGCGCGGCCGAGCUGGACGCCACGUACCGCCACAGGUACCAGGAGCUCCAGGACGCCUGGGAGAGCCAGCGGGAGCAGCUGAGGAGCAGCCACCGGGAGCUCCAGGAGCUCGCCCGGCACAUCCAGAGGCUCCGGCCGGAGGUCGAGGCCGCCAGGAAGAGGAAUUCCAGCCUGCAGGAUUCCCUGGGGGCCGCCGAGCUCAGGGGGAGCCGCUCGGUGAGGGAAGGGCGGGAGAAGCUGCGGGAGCUGGAGGAGGCCCUGCAGGACGCCCGGAGGGACCUGGGGAGGCUCCUGAGGGACCACCAGGAGCUGCUGAGGGCCAAGAUGGCCCUGGACGUGGAGAUCGCCCUGUACAGGUCCCUGCUGGAGGAGGAGGAGCUCAGGUGGGGCUCUGGAUCCGUGGGAUGA